Molecule: messenger RNA, 1958 nt
Organism: Corythoichthys intestinalis (scribbled pipefish)
Lineage: Eukaryota; Metazoa; Chordata; Actinopteri; Syngnathiformes; Syngnathidae
Gene: uqcrc1
Product: cytochrome b-c1 complex subunit 1, mitochondrial
Exons: 13
Coding region: 87-1523 (478 amino acids)
Cellular component (GO): mitochondrion
Molecular function (GO): metal ion binding
Source: RefSeq, a predicted model, not a curated record
GUCAACUUGGUUGUUAACGAAGAAGAGAAUGCGCUCUCUGGGCAGCGGAAACUAGCGUCUUCUUCCCCAACCUCCUGGAAUGAGAAAUGGCGGCGUCUGUGUGCCGAGUCGGGAGCACCGUGGGUCGUGUACUUGCCAAAACCCGCAGUCCCCUCUUGCUGUCUCUAAGGCGGGGACAGGCUUCAGUUAGCUAUGCCCAAAGCCUGCUGGGAGCCCCUGAAACCCGUGUCACUUCCUUAGAUAAUGGAUUGAGGGUCGCAUCAGAAGAGACGGGACAUGCUACAUGCACGGUUGGACUAUGGAUCAGUGCUGGUAGUCGUUAUGAGAGUGAAAAGAACAAUGGAACAGGCUUUUUCCUGGAGCACUUGGCCUUCAAGGGAACCAAGAAGCACCCUCAGUCAGCAUUAGAGCAGCAGGUGGAAGCUAUGGGUGCUCAUUUGAGUUCCUACACAUCCCGCGAACACACCGCAUACUACAUGAAGACUUUGGCUAAAGAUCUGCCUAAAGCUGUAGAGCUUCUAUCGGAGGUGGUGCAGAACUGUUCACUGAGUGAGGCGGAGAUUGAGCAGCAGCGGGGUGUAGUGCUACGCGAACUGGAAGAAGUCGGAGGCAACCUGCAGGAGGUUUGUCUUGACCUGCUGCAUGCAACUGCCUACCAGGGCACUGCACUUGGCCACAGUGUGCUGGGACCAUCCAACAAUGCUAGAACCAUCACCCGCCAGGAUCUAGUGGAAUACAUCAACAGCCAUUAUAAGGCUCCUCGCAUGGUUCUGGCUGCAGCUGGAGGUGUGAACCAUGAAGAGCUGGUUAGUUUGGCCCAGUCACAUUUCAGCGGAAUGUCCUUUGAAUACGAGGGAGAUGCUGUUCCUGUGUUGUCGCCCUGCAGGUUUACUGGAAGUGAGAUUCGCAUGCGUGAUGAUGGUCUGCCACUAGCACACGUUGCCAUCGCAGUGGAGUGUGCUGCUGCUGCUAGCCCGGACAUUGUGCCUCUCAUGGUGGCUAAUGCUGUCAUCGGAAGCUAUGACCUCACUUGCGGUGGGGGAAAGAACAUGAGCAGCCGUCUGGCCCGCCUGGCGGCAGAGGAAAACCUGUGUCACAGUUUCCAGGCGUUUUACUCACCUUACAGUGACACCGGCCUGCUGGGCAUUCACUUUGUGACUGAUAAGCAUCACAUUGACGACAUGAUGCACUGGUCCCAGAAUGCCUGGAUGAACUUGUGCACCACAGUCACCGAGAGUGAUGUAGCCCGAGGCAAGAAUGCUCUGAAAGCUGGAAUGGUGGGACAGCUCAACGGAACAACACCAAUUUGUGACGAAAUCGGCAGACACAUGCUGUACUACGGACGUCGCAUUCCUCUGGCCGAGUGGGAUGCUCGCAUCGACGCUGUGACCCCCAGGAUGGUGCGUGACAUUUGCUCUAAAUACAUCUAUGAUAAGUGUCCAGCUGUGGCAGGUGUCGGCCCCAUAGAGCAGCUGCCUGACUACAACAGAAUGCGCAGUGGCAUGUACUGGCUGAGGUUUUAAAUUGCAUUGUGGUGUUUCUUAAUGUCUGCUCCUCAUCCUCACACUGAGUUGCAAGAAAAUUGUCCACGCAGAAAGCCAUUGAUCUAUUCUCUCUCCUUCCCCUCUACCUCUUCUUGUCAUGCCCACUGAAAGUGGCAGCUAUGUUGUCUGAGUAGAGAUCUGAAUUGGUAACCUUGUUUAAUCUGCACAUGACCUACGCAGUCGUCACAGAUGUUUGGGAGAAUGGACUUCAAGUAUAAUCAGGACGCAGUACAUCCCAAAUACAACCAGUCUGGAGCAAGCGUAUAUUUAUAAUUUCUGUAAGAUUAAUUUGUCUCCUAUUGUACAUAAUAGAAGGUCUCAUUCUGGCUAAAAUAAAAAACAACUGUAAAACACUGCAUCUUUUGUGUGUUGUAUUUAGCCCAGUUAGAGUGGCUCUACUGCAGCAUCUGUAAU